CAGGCAGCGGGGCCCGUGUCCUCACCCGCCACUCUGAGCUCGGGGAGCAAGGGGACAGAGGGCCCCUGCACAGCCCUCCGGGGAUCCCUCCCUCCGAGGGAGGAGCGACCCGGGCAGCGCCCCCACUUGCGCCCAUGGGGAGCCGCCCGCGCCCUGGGCUCCAGAGAACCUCGUCAGCGGGCUACCGACUGCCCAGCGCCAGGCGGCCAGCCUCGGCCUCCCCGGCUGCCCGGGGUGGCCCUGCGACGGCCAGGGGCCUCGCUGGUGGCGGCCAGGCCUCGCGGGAGGCCCCGGGCGUGCAGCAGGACCAGCUGUGGCGCGAGCUGGUGGAGGCCGAGCAGCGCGGCCGGCGGCGCUGGAUUGAGAACUGGAGUUUCCUGAAGGACUAUGACCCGAUGGGCAACAAGAAGGAGCCUGAGAAGCUGCCGGACCACGUGCCUCUCUUCUCGGACACGCUCCCCAAUUCCGCAAACCAGGUUGUGGGCAGCAGGGUGGACACGCCCCUGGGGAGGACCCUCAUCCGCCUGGACUUCUCUUUCACCGAAGGGGCUCGCAAGAAGAAGCUGGAGGAGGAGCUGCAGCCGGUGUAGCAGCGAGGCGGCUGUGCGGCCGGGCAGAGCCUCCUGCAGCAGUCUUCUCACCCGCCACCACAGCACGGGGCCCAGCUGCACUAGAGGAUGCUCAGGUGGCCUUGCAUGCUGAGCAUGUCUGCACUCUGCAGCCAACCUGGGUGACCUUGGAGACCCUCACGACAGCCACACCACCCCCGUCCCCGCCCUGCCCCACCUGCCUUCUUUUCAAGAGGACAUCUGCACAUGACCUUCCCCACCCCUGAACCACCCACCAGAACCAGGGGAACCCAGACCAGGUCCUGACCCAGUCUCGUGCUUUGUCCAGGAGGCUGGAUGGGCUGGGAGGCCUCCUGGCCCCUGGCAGAGCAAGAGCAAAGGAGGCAUCAUCAACAGAGAUACGUGGUGUCAGAGUCACGGACGAGGCAGCGUCAGGGGUCAGGAAGGGACUGGAAUCAGGAGCCAAAGAGCACAGUGAGGCCUGGAAGGAUUCUUCCUUCGCCUCUGAUCACUGCUUCUCUGAGCACCUCUGCCUCAUUCUGCUCUCUGGCAGAUCCAGCAUCUCCGCUUCCACACAGUAAAAAACCAAAACAAAAACAACCACCAUCCAAGUAAGCCAGGAGCAUCUUCCUGUGUUAGAAAACAAGGCAGUGUUCAAACUUGACACAGAAUGUAAAAGGGACAGAAGGGACAACCUGAAGGGGUUCCCACAGGACAAAUCUGAGGCAACGAACAUCGAAAUGAAGGACAAUAAGGGCCCAUACCUGUCAGUCUUGCUGGCAUACGCCUGUAAUCCCAACUACUCUAGAGGUUGAGACAGGAGGAUCAAAGUUUGAGGUCAGCCCAGGCACCUUAGACCCUGAAAGGACUGGGUGUAGCUCAGUGGUGGAGCACUUGCUGAGCACCAUGCAUGAGACUCAGGGUUCAAUUCCCAGGAACAAAAGAAAAACAGGGGCUAAUACCUGGCUGCAUCUGAGAGCCCACUUCCCAUCGCCAGAGCCCACAAACUCCAUUCAAUAACAGUAAUAAUAACAAUAAUAAUAAUAAUAAAUCCUAAUAAGUCUUAAAAUUUCAGAUACUGAUAAGGAACUCUUCUAUUGAAGAAUAUAAAAUAAAUAAUAACAAAAUCACUUUUUUUUUUUGUACUGGGAAUUGAACCCAGGGGCGCUCAAAAACUGAACCCUUUUUUAUAUUUAUUUAGAGACAGGGCCUCACUGAGUUGCUUGGGGCCUCACUAAGUUGCUGAGGCUGACUUUGAACUCUCAAGCCUCCUGCCUCAGCCUCCCGAGCUGCUGGGAUUACAGGCGUGCACCAUUGUGCUCCCAAAUCACCUUUUGAUGCCUAUUAUAGCAAUUCUGAUUUAGGUAAGAAUAAAAGACACAAAAAACAUUGGGUCAAAAAUUCUUAGGGAAUAGCAAAUGCUGAAAUCUAGAACAUACCACUUAACCAACAUAAUAAACUCAACCCCACCAAGACCAAGACAGCUGACACCAGGUAGUAAGUCCUCCAGCCAAAUGAAUAAAUAAGUAAAUAAAUUAAUGUAACCUGAGUGUAGUCAGGAAAGAACUCCAGGGAAACCCAAAUGGAAGGACAGUCUGCCAAAUAGCUGGCAUUCAAAAACGUCCAUGUCGUGAAAGACAAAGGCAGGCCAAGGAAGUAGUGCAGAGCAAAGACAGAUCAUAGUUGAUCCAGCUCCAGGGUUCAAGCAAAACUGGUUAUAAGGGACACUUUGCUGAGUAAAAUAGUAGAUGAUGGAGUAAACACUGCGUUAGUGUCACCCGCAGGCAGAGUGUGCAGGGAGAUGGUUGUCCUGGGUGUGGGGAUUCUGGGGCACUGACUGCUCUCAAAGCUGUGGGGGCGGGGCCCCGAGUGAAAUCAGGUUUGGGCCUGACAUUCUUGCUCUUAGGAGUCCCACCUGGUGCUCUGUAAAGUGCUGUGGUGUCAAUAACAAACUCACAGUAGCUUAACACAAAUGUUUGGUGCAUAGAGACAGACAAAGCAAACGUGGAUGAAGUGUCAACAACUGAUUAAUCUGGACGGAGGGUAUGUAAGUGUCCAUUGUACUAUUUUUGUGAUCUUUCCAAAGGUUUGGGAAUUGGAAUAAAAAACAAAGGUGGGGGACU
Molecule: messenger RNA, 2692 nt
Organism: Sciurus carolinensis (gray squirrel)
Lineage: Eukaryota; Metazoa; Chordata; Mammalia; Rodentia; Sciuridae
Gene: Cimip5
Product: chromosome 13 C2orf50 homolog
Exons: 4
Coding region: 135-590 (151 amino acids)
Source: RefSeq, a predicted model, not a curated record